GCCCUGUCUAAUGAACAUGUCUCUGAAAUGCAGCAUGACAUAUUUGUUUGUACAAGACACUACAAGACACAGUAGAGGAUGAAGAACCAACAGCACACCUCCAGAUACCUGCUGCUCAAUGUGUGGUGCGGGUUUCUCACAGUCGCCAUGGUGAUUAUGGCCGCAGUUCUCACAACAGUGCAAAUAAGCUCACCUGACAAGAGUCAUAUACCUGAAUCAAAGGAGGAAAACCAACACCCUACAAAUGGUAGUUUUUUGGCUCAAUUGAAUUCAUCAAAGGCUCCCCAUCUCUCAUAUAUCCAGCUGACCAUGGGAAGGGUGUCUUGGGAGAAUGACCAUGAUAUCCCCGUCUGUGGCUCUUGCUCCCUUGUCCUCCGCAACAACUCUGUCUACAUCGCAUCUGAAGGCUUCUACUACUUCUUUGCCCAGGUCACCUUCACUAGGUACACCAGGGGAGAGGAGAAGAGGAAGGUGACUCUGAUCAAAAAUGCCAUUCAAAAUAAGAUAGCGCAGAGGAGCCUGAGUGAAGCCGUGUAUCACGGAGAGAAAGAGGGCACUGUGUUCAUGUCCAGGAUGGUUAAGCUCCAACAAGGUAACAGUCUGAGCCUUGAGAUAACACCCAAUAGUUUUAGGAAUGGGGGAGAGAAUACCUACUGGGGGGCAUAUCAGCUCCCCCCAUAUUGAGACAACAGACAUUGUUCUUGAGACUUAGUUCAAGACUGAACCAAAAAAGCU
Messenger RNA from Coregonus clupeaformis (lake whitefish), 735 nucleotides. RefSeq lists its product as uncharacterized. Gene Ontology annotation, cellular component: membrane. The transcript has 6 exons. Gene Ontology annotation, molecular function: tumor necrosis factor receptor binding. NCBI's taxonomy places the organism in Eukaryota, Metazoa, Chordata, Actinopteri, Salmoniformes, Salmonidae. The record is from RefSeq and is a predicted model, not a curated record. Gene Ontology annotation, biological process: immune response. The coding region runs from base 79 to 684 and encodes 201 amino acids.